Messenger RNA from Colletotrichum tamarilloi, 411 nucleotides. RefSeq lists its product as uncharacterized. NCBI's taxonomy places the organism in Eukaryota, Fungi, Ascomycota, Sordariomycetes, Glomerellales, Glomerellaceae. The record is from RefSeq and is a predicted model, not a curated record. Bases 1 to 411 code for a protein of 136 amino acids. The transcript is spliced from 3 exons.
AUGAAAUGUGGCGAGGCUGGAGUACCUCAGCUGAAGAUUGCGGGCUGCGACCAUGAUCAACACGAGAGUGUCAACGAUGUGGCAAGCUGGCACGGCAGGCAAGUCAAGGCAAUGGCCGGUUGGCGCAUCGAGGUGCGCAUCAUCACGGAUGCUGUUGUCCCCGCAACAGGGUGCCCCGCGCCAUCGAGCCAGGCGAUUGAUGACGAUGAGCAUGGUAAAGAGCCAGGCCCUGUACUCGGAAGGGCUCAGUCAGCGGAGAGCUCACGGUCAUCAUACCAGAGGCUGAGGAAGAUUGAAGAAGGGCGAGUAGCAGCGGAAAAUGACGAAUUAGAGUCGCAAGAGGCUUGCGUAAAACUACGGCGGCUUCUCUCUUCCCACGACGUGCUGGUGUGGGAUUUGCUGCUUGCCUAA